Messenger RNA from Tuber aestivum (summer truffle), 3597 nucleotides. The record is from the annotation of a GenBank genome assembly. Lineage: Eukaryota; Fungi; Ascomycota; Pezizomycetes; Pezizales; Tuberaceae.
GUCCUCCAUCCAUCUUCCCCUUCCGUCUCUUUCUUCCCUGUCGUCCUUCUUCCUCCCUCUUCCCAGUUGUUGUUGUUCCAGUUGUCCACCCUUCCCCCACCAUCCCCACUAUUCCCCCCCCCCCCACCUCGUUCGCGCGUCCUGCUCAUCCUCAUUUGUCCCGCGACCUGGCUUCCCGUUCUCUUCUCUCCGCUCUGCCUCCUUUAUCCGCCGUGUUUAACUACCCUCCGGCUAAAGGUUUUCGAGCUUCGUACUCCUUUGAUUCUGACCCUCACCGCCGCCUUUUGUGGGAAUCUGUCCUCAAGCUUAUCGCUAGAAUUUUUCCCCCCGAAUCGGACCAGCUCAACGGACCAACCAACGACAACAGCAACAACAACCGACCGUCCUCGAAGAUACCGGGAAACCCGAAGGCAGAGGAAACGACUGUGGGACCGAACCAGUUUUCUUCCCUUCCUUGAAACAAAACACAGAGCACCGUCGCAACCCACUCGGUACCCAUCGUUUAUCCUCCCAUUCACUUGUGAGGAUCAUCAUGGCUGCCGUCGGAAUGAUUACACAGUUUGCUUGUAAGUUGCUGCCCUCGUUGAUUCGGGGAAGCGGAUGAGAUGCUGGAUAUUUGCACUUUGGGGAUGGACAUCUUGUUUUCUGCCGUGUCGUUGAACAAGGCUUUCCUCUGCGCUAGUGUUUUGGGGACUGACAUUUGAUCGACGGGGAUGUGCAGAUCGGACACAAAAAACCAUCGGCUUGAUUAAUGGCCACCCUCAAUACUCGCACCAACCCGGCUUCGAUAGGUAAGCCCAUGAACGGUUCUUCCGUUUUGCGCAUCUCUGCAUGCGAUUCCUGGCUUCGGCUUCCUGACACUUUACCUGUCCUGCAGGCCUGAAACGAACAGUAGAUGCUGCACCUAUAGCCCUGAUGGAAGGUAUUUUGCUUGGUCUUGUAAUGAAGAGUAUGACCCUGUCCUGACUGAAACGGUUCUCACCUUGUUGCCUUUGAUCGUGGCUGACUUUCGCCUCUCCAGCGUGAAGAUUGCCAACCCAAAUACUGGGGAAAUCGUCACUGCUCUGCCAGCCCAAAAUGUUCAAGAAAUUGGAUUCUCUCCUCGUGGUAGCUACAUCAUCACAUGGGAACGACCUAGUAUGUUAAACCCACUUGGGUAUCAAGAGAUGGAGCUAACUCGCUCCCAGCUCAGCAGGAGGACGGUGGCGCUACGAAGAAUUUGAAGAUUUGGAGAACUGAGACAGCUGAGCACGUUGUAGCAUUCGUGCAGAAAUCUCAGUCAGGAUGGAACCUCCAGUACACGUAUGACGAAAAGUAUUGUGCGCGCGUGGUUACAAAUACUGUGCAGUUCUUUGAAUCUACGAACAUGAAAGCGGUCUGGAAGAAUCUUCGUCUGGAGGGGGUCGCCGAAGUUGCGCUGAGUCUGGGGGAGAACUAUUCAGUGGCAGCAUUUGUUCCGGAGCUGAAGGUGACUUUUUGUUUGCCCAAAUCACCUGUUUCCCGUGACCACCACUAACCUUUAUUGGUUUCAGGGCAAUCCGGCGGUCGUCAAGAUCUUUCAGGUCCCUAAUUUCAAUGACGUCCUGUCGCAGAGGAGCUUUUACAAAGCUGACAGGGUACAACUCAAGUGGAAUGUCUUGGGCACCAGUGUUUUGGUAUUUUCUCAAACCGACGCCGACCAGACUGGGAAGAGCUAUUACGGGGAGACCAAUCUUUAUUUGGUUACUGUGGCUGGGAAUUCUGACUGCCGCGUUUCGCUUGGUAUGUGCUCACUGGGGUUUCUCAAACACUUGGCUAAUAGCAAACUUUAUCCUUAUAGAUAAGGAAGGUCCGAUUCACGAUGUCGCUUGGUCAACCGAUUCGAAGGAGUUUGGCGUUGUGUACGGAUUUAUGCCCGCAAAGACCACAAUCUUCGAUGCGCGGGCCAACCUCAGCCACCAAUUGCCGGCCGGCCCGAGAAACACGAUUAUUUUUUCUCCUCAUGCUAGAUGGGUGCUUGUUGCAGGGUUCGGGAAUUUGCAAGGCUCGAUGGACAUAUACGAUAGGCAAGCCGGGAUGAAGAAGAUUUGCACUAUCGAAGCAUCCAACGCGAGUGUCUGUAAAUGGAGCCCGGACGGCCGCCAUAUCCUCACUGCCACGACAAGCCCGAGAUUGAGGGUGGACAACGGGGUCAAAAUUUGGCAUUAUACUGGGGAUUUGAUGUACACUCUUGAUUUGGACGAAUUGUACCAUGUGACUUGGCUCCCCCAGAGUGCCCCUAUGCAUCCUUUGCCUAAUCCGCUCCCCCCGGCGCCUACUCCUCAUGAAUCAGCUCUAGCCCACGUUGCAACGACGACUCCUAAAAAGCCGGCCGGAGCUUACAGGCCGCCCCACGCCCGUAAUACGGCGACCCCCCUUCAUUUUAAACGUGAGGAUGAAGGCGGAGCGGCUCAUAUUUACACCAAUGGUUCUGGGACUGGAAGUGGCAGCGGGUCAAAUGGAUUGUUUGGAAAGGGCCGAAGGAGAGAAGUUCCCGGAGCAGCACCGGCGGAGAAGCUGGUCCCAGGAGCUGCUCCUGGUGGCGGCGUCUCUUUGGCCGGAACUGGCGCAGGUGCCGACGAAGAAAACCCGAGCCGAACUGCGGUGAAAAAUAAGAAGAAACGUGAGGCUGCCAAGAAGGCCAAAGCUGAGCAACUGCAGCAACAAGCUGCCAAUGCUGCCGGAAACGGAAUUUCGCAGGGACCUCAAACCGAUAGAGAAGGCCGGGAGGGUAAUGGGAGAAAUCCUCAGCAGCACCAUACCAGGAGCAAGUCCAGAACCAAUCAGCAAGGGGAAGGCCAUCGCAGAUCCAAGAGCAAGACUGGUGGAGAAAAUCAAAACCACCACGGCCGACACCAUUCUGAGCAUCAUCAGCUUCAAAUCAGGACUGGCGCUGAUAGUCUUGCUCCCCCGAUUGACCCAUCGACACCCCAGAAACGUCAGACGGACCAAGAUGCCGAACCUCAAACACCUGACGGAACCCCGAGUACUCAGGACAAGAAGCUUAGAGGGUUGCAUAAGAAGCUUCGCGCCAUCGAGGAUCUCAAGCAGAGACUUGCGAAUGGGGAAAAGUUGGAAGAUACCCAGCUCAAGAAAAUCAGAACUGAGGACCAGGUUAGGAGGGAGUUGAAUGGCCUCGCUUGACAUUUCUUGCCUUGGGUUGGCAAUUUCUAGCUGUGUUUAGUGGGACAUUAUGCGUUUGUGUAUAACCAUCCAAUUGUACGAGAAAAUAGCCUGCUUUUGUUUUUUGUCUUUUUUGCAUGGCAUGGGCCUGGUGAGAUUUGCAUUAAAUACAAUAGCAUGGGUCGGGCUGUACGGUGGUUGUCUGGCCUGUUCGAGAUUGUUCGAUAAAUCUGUGAUAAAAAAGAAAACGCCUCAAAAGGUAGAAUAAUGCGCUUUUCGGUCAAAUGCGAUUUCUAAACGAGUGCUUGUGAACAUUGACACUCACUCGUUAUUACUGCCAGCUCUGCCCUCAGCUCAACGAGAUCCUGCUGCGGUGUAUCGUCCAACUCCGCCCUUAGCUCAAUGAGAUCCCUCCGCCGUAUAUCAUCUGACUCCGCCUUCAGCUCAACGAGGUCC